AUGACACUCCAGGAUAUGGGCGACCUCGAGAAGAACAUCGGCUCGCGUGCCGAAGCUGACGACAGCUCUUCGGACACUUCUACACUUCUCAACAAGCCAGAAACAGAGGUAGCAGCCUCUGACCCUGCCACAGACAGCAUCGCUCUGCCAGCUGAAGAAGCGUCUGCACCCGAAGUCCGCCGCUACAUCACAGAAGUCCUCACCAUCAACCAUGAACUCGAUGUCCACGACGCACAGAACAUUGCGUCCAAGUGGACCAUAGGCUCCGGCCGUGACUUGCGCAAGUUCACUCCUUGUAUCUACCGCGAUAUCUUUGGAUCCGCCACCGCGUGGAUUCUUUAUCGAGAAGUCAAGGUCGUGGCUGCGCAAGAAAAUUUCAAGAAGUCGCCGCCUAUGAAGUGGCCAGCUCGCCUCGGCAUUGCCGGCACGCUCGUUGCGUUCGAGGCACUUUUUUCAUUCGUCCUUACACACUUCGGUGGUAUGGUGCUCCUUUGGGUGAUGGCUCCGUUUUAUUUCUUUGGGCUCUGCGGUUGCGUUGCUGUGCUUGCGGAUGGGGCGGAUAAGCUUGGCGAUGAUAAGAAGGCUCGCGAGAAGACUCUCGAAAAGGUCGAGAACGAGUUGAUAAAGUACUGGGGUAUCGAUGGCAAUGGGACCAAGUCCUCGGGAUGA
This is a messenger RNA of Fulvia fulva, 669 nucleotides long. RefSeq lists its product as uncharacterized. The record is from RefSeq and is a predicted model, not a curated record. The coding region runs from base 1 to 669 and encodes 222 amino acids. The transcript has a single exon. Lineage: Eukaryota; Fungi; Ascomycota; Dothideomycetes; Mycosphaerellales; Mycosphaerellaceae.